GCAAAAGGGGAGGUGAAGCCGUUAGGCGCGCUAACAUGGCUGCUUUGCCGGAGGAGCCGACGGAGGCAGUACCGGUAAAGCCGGAUCCUGAUGCAGGAGCGCCGCCCGCUCCGCCCGCUCCUCUCUCCCAGUCCCCGAUCUCGACGGCAGCAACAGUUGCAACAAGUGCCCCUCCUCCGUCUGCCUCCUCGGUCGCUGCCACCCUUCUCGCGGAUGGGGAGCCGCUUGCGGGAGGAGUUGACUCGAAGAGCUCGGUGACUUCCAGCCCUACGCCGGCAGCCUCUCAACUACCCACCGACCGGCAGACUCUGCAGGCAGUGCUACAGUUCUUGCGGCGCAGCAAUCUGCGCGAAUCGGAGGAGAUCCUCCGAAGGGAAGCCCGUGGCCUCAUCGACGACCUCUCGAGCGACCCGAAUUCCUUAGCGCCCGGCGUCCCUGGAGCUCAUGGAGGGGAAGGACAGGAUCUCAGUGUCGGGAUCAUAGCUCCUGGAGCUGGGGACGUGCUAAUCAAUUCUAUCACAUUUGGCCAGACUGGAGCUACGAUCUCUCCAGCCGCUCUCUCGACACCUCCUGCAGCGCCCUUGGGGCCUCCUGCCAAAGCCGGAGUUCUUGUAGAAGAUCAGCCAGAUGUGAGUGCAGUGCUAUCUGCUUAUAAUCAACAGGGAGACCCAGCACUUUAUGAAGAAUACUACAGUGGAUUGAAACACUUCAUUGAACGUGCUUUGGAUUGUCAUCGAGCUGAAUUAUCACAACUUUUUUAUCCUCUGUUUGUACACAUGUACUUGGAACUAGUCUACAAUGGACAUGAAAAUGAAGCAAAAUCGUUCUUUGAAAAGUUUCACGGGGAUCAAGAAUGUUAUUACCAAGAUGACUUGCGUGUAUUAUCAAGUUUAACCAAAAAAGAGCAUAUGAGGGGCAAUGAGACUAUGCUGGAUUUCCGAACAAGCAAGUUUGUGUUGCGUAUUUCCCGUGACUCUUACCAGCUUCUGAAGAGACAUCUUCAGGAGAAACAGAACAAUCAGAUAUGGAACAUUGUUCAAGAACAUCUUUAUAUUGAUAUUUUUGAUGGAAUGCCUCGUAGUAAACAACAGAUUGAUGCUAUGGUGGGAAGUUUAGCUGGAGAAGCAAAACGAGAAGCAAAUAAAGCAAAGGUAUUUUUUGGCUUAUUAAAAGAACCAGAAAUUGAGUUGCCUUUGGAUGAUGAAGAUGAAGAGGGAGAGAAUGAAGAGGGCAAGCCAAAGAAAAAAAAGCCAAAAAAAGAUAAUAUGGGAUCAAAAAGUAAAAAGCAGGAUCCAAAUGCUCCUCCUCAGAAUAGAAUUCCUCUUCCUGAGCUAAAGGAUUCUGAUAAGCUAGAUAAAAUAAUGAAUAUGAAGGAAGCUACUAAACGUGUUCGGCUUGGUCCAGAUUGUUUGCCAUCUAUUUGCUUCUACACAUUUCUUAAUGCAUACCAGGGUCUUACAGCUGUGGAUGUUACAGAUGACUCUAGCAUGAUCGUUGGAGGCUUUGCUGAUUCCACCGUCAGGGUAUGGUCUGUGACACCCAAAAAGCUUCGCAGUGUAAAAUUAGCCACAGAUCUCAGUGUCAUAGAUAAAGAAUCUGAUGAUGUUUUAGAAAGAAUCAUGGAUGAAAAAACAGCAAGUGAAUUGAAGAUUUUAUAUGGCCAUAGUGGACCUGUCUAUGGUGCUAGCUUUAGUCCUGAUAGGAACUAUUUGCUGUCAUCUUCAGAGGAUGGCACUAUCAGAUUGUGGAGUCUUCUAACUUUUUCUUGUUUGGUGGGAUACAAAGGACAUAAUUAUCCUGUAUGGGACACACAGUUCUCUCCGUAUGGAUAUUACUUUGUAUCUUGUGGCCAUGACAGAGUGUCUCGUUUAUGGGCUACAGAUCACUAUCAGCCUUUGCGGAUCUUUGCUGGUCAUUUGGCAGAUGUCAUAUGUACACGUUUUCACCCAAACUCCAACUACAUUGCCACAGGCUCAGCAGACAGAACUGUGAGGCUUUGGGAUGUACUUAAUGGAAACUGUGUAAGAAUCUUCACAGGACAUAAGGGACCAGUUCAUUCAUUAGCAUUUUCUCCUAAUGGACGAUUCUUGGCAAGUGGAGCAACUGAUGGAAGAGUGCUUCUGUGGGAUAUUGGCCACGGUUUAAUGGUAGGAGAGCUAAAAGGACACUCAGACACAAUUUAUGCACUCAAAUUCAGUAGAGAUGGAGAGAUCUUAGCUUCAGGUUCAAUGGACAACACGGUUAAACUUUGGGAUGCUGUGAAAGCUUUUGAGGACUUGGAGACAGAUGAUUUUACAACAGCCACUGGACACAUAAACCUUCCUGAAAGUUCACAGGAUAUGCUGCUGGGCACAUAUAUGACCAAAUCAACUCCAGUUAUACACCUCCACUUUACUCGAAGAAAUUUACUUCUUGCUGCUGGGGCUUAUAGUCCUCAAUAAAACACAAAAGUAGAUGGCUUGAUUAUGCAAGUCUUGUAAAGAUUUUAGAUCUUCACAUUCCGGAAUAUUACCAUUAAUAUAUUGUAUAAAUGAACUGAAAUUCUACUAAGUAAAAGGGUACCAAGUAAAGCAGGACAGAAAGAAAAUAGUGGCAUUUCUGCUUUUUUUCUACCCCCCUCCCAAACAGGAACAUAGUCUUUUCUACUCAUAAGGAAGGAAUUAGCUGUGCCAACUGCCAAGAUACUGUGAAUAGACAGUUAGUUUGGGUACCAGUUAAUCCUUUUUUCCCUUUCUCAAUAGUCCUUGGGACACCUUUACCAACAUUAGCAUAGGUUUAACUGUGUAAAUAUUUUUCUGUAAAACUUGUUCAAAAAAGUUGGGGGAGUAGAAUGUAUAGAACAGCGUACUGUAUUUAUGUAGCAAGGAAACCAGAAUUAUUAUUUAAAUUCAGUCUCCAGAGCUUUAAAAAUCACAUAUAACUAUGUAUGUAUUAGGAAUUACUAAAAUAGCUAGCAUUUCAGAAGAUUUACUUCAUAAAUGUUACUUAAGACUUUAAGAGACACUGGCUUCUCUAAGAAUUCUAAAUAUUGUUCUACUGAAGUAAAAACUAUUGUCCCAGAAAUAUGAUUAUUCAAGUAUGAAUAAAAAACCCUGGCCUUAACCUUUUCCAUAAUAAUAAAUCUUGAUCUACCCCUUCAUUGAAAUAAAUCAGGUAUAUAUUGUUGAAAUCAAGCAGCAUAGACCCAGUAUGCAUUUUUUAAAAAUAAUUAUGAUUUUGUAUUUUAUACAGUUUUAUAUCUUUAUAAUAAAAAUUCUGUAAAAAUACUUCCAUUUGAGUGAGUUAUCUUUACAUGUUCUUUAAGAAGCAACCUUAUACUACUGUAGCAUACUUUAAUGCAAUGAUCAGACUUCAGGUAGUCCUCAAUGAUAAUUGGGGCCAGAAUUUCUAUUGCUAAGCAAUGCAAUCAUAAAGUGUGAUGUCACAUGGCUGCAUCGUUUAACGAGAGCAAUCCUGGCAGUUCCUAUUGCCAUUAAAUGGAAAUCACAUUAAGCGAGACCAUUCUAUGAGUGCGGCUUGCAACUUCUUGCCAGCUUCCCACAAGCAAAAUCAAUGGGAAAGUUGGCUGGCAGCUACUAGUCCUGGGCAGCUUGCAAACAAGCUGGAAAAGUACUAAGGCAUGAGAGAGGGAGGUGCUGUGAUUUGCACAGGAUGCUGAAGUGGUGCAACUGGUUGCGGGCUGGGGAUGUGCUGUGAUGCAAGUGUGCAUUACAGUGUAUGGAAACCCUAGUAUCUUGUGUUCUGGAGCGGAUGGCUUGGGAGAAAAAGUGGUGAGAGCAACUUGCAACCUUCCCUGCUGGCUUCCUCAUUGACUCUGCUUAUGGGAAGCUGGCAAGGAACUUUGCCAAUGAUCACAUGACCAUAAGAUGUUGCAACCGUGUGAGCUCGUCAAAUAUCUGGAUUGUGAUCAUGUGACUACAGGGGUGGUACAGUGGCCAGAACUUUGAGAAUAAGCGGUAAGUACUUUUCAGCACUACCACAACUUUGGUCACUGAAGAGUGGUCCUUAACUGAGGGCUAUUUGUACAUACUUACAAUUUCAAAAAAAUUAUGAUACAGCGAAUAGUGAAAUAAUUCUCAGAUAAUGUAAUUUGUGGUAAAAAAUUGCUAACAUUUCUGGGAUUGUAUGAUGCUGGCACUUAGCACUGGACUGAAACAAAAAUUGUGUUUCACAUCUGCAAGAAGAACCGCCAAGCUAAGAGAGUACCAAGCAAUUCAAACCUGAGCUACAAAUAUUCUCUUUGUUUUAGGGAAGCUUUAUGCUCUUAAAAAAUGUUUGCUGUGUCUAGUUAACUAGGAUAGGGUAAAAAUAUAAUACCAGUAGUAGUACUUACCUAGUCUGAACCUGCUUAGCUUUUUAGGAUAGCCAAGAUUGGUUAAUUGUGCUGCCUAUUAUAGGCAUUUACAGACUUGAUUAUUUCUAUUUAGGACAGACUUGGGUAUCACUUUUUAAAUGCUAAUCUGUGUGGUAUUCUAUUAAAAGUUAACACUUAAAAUUACAUAGCAUGGUUAAUUGGAGUACAAAUCCAGUAAUACAAAUCCCAUUUUUAUUAGUAUAGAAACGAAAUACAGAAUUUAAUUUUAACAUUUGCUUAGCUUUUGAUAUCUCCCUUCACUUCUAGAAAAGUCAUCCAGGGUAUGGUGGAUGGAGAACGCUUAAGGGCAUAUGUUUGUAUGUGUACAGAUGCACACAAAACUUUGUAGGCCAAAAAUCACUAUUUUAACAUUUUAAACCCUAAAAGGCCUAUGAUCUACAUCUAACAAAUUGUUUUUCUCAUCAUAUACUUGUCCAUACACUAAGAUCUUCAGAAUAAAACCUUAAGAUAAAUCUUUUUAAAUAGGCAUUCAUGAACUGUUCUAAAGAAUUCUGUUCUAUUUUUUUUAAGAUUGUGCUAUUUUAGCUUACUUUCCAUAUAUUUUAUAGAAAGGCAGAAUAGUGAAAAUACUUUUCAGUGAAAUAAAUCAGUGCGCAAAACUGUUAAGGCAGAGAUGUGAUGUUGCUUUCAUGAUAAUAACAGUCAUCUUUUUUAUUCUGUGGAGCAGAUGGUUUACUGCAAUGCUUAAAAUUACUCUCAUUUAUGGGCAAUACAGAUUGAGAGGGCUUCUUUAAUUAAUAAUUAACACCAGAAAUUUGGACAGUUUUUACACAUUGAUUGAUACUAAAGGCAAAUACAGCCAUUUUUCAUAAUUUACUGAACUGCGCAUCUGCUUCUGCAACUCAUAGACAGCAAUACAACAAGGAAGUCCAACAAUAAGAAUCUGUCCAAGAAAAAA
Messenger RNA from Crotalus tigris (Tiger rattlesnake), 5273 nucleotides. RefSeq names its product TATA-box binding protein associated factor 5 (gene TAF5). Gene Ontology annotation, biological process: transcription initiation at RNA polymerase II promoter. Gene Ontology annotation, cellular component: transcription factor TFIID complex. Bases 36 to 2441 code for a protein of 801 amino acids. The transcript is spliced from 11 exons. The record is from RefSeq and is a predicted model, not a curated record. Lineage: Eukaryota; Metazoa; Chordata; Lepidosauria; Squamata; Viperidae. Gene Ontology annotation, molecular function: RNA polymerase II general transcription initiation factor activity; protein binding.